GGGGCCUUCAGUAGUAUAUAAACACUGGGGGAACAGGUCACUGCGCGGCUUCACACCAUCUUCGCUUCUUGAGCUUCUUACACUUCACGUAUACCGUCUCAAAAUGGCACCAAAGAAGGCCAAGAGGAGGGCAGGAGGAGGAGAGGGUUCCUCCAAUGUGUUCUCCAUGUUUGAGCAGAGCCAGAUUCAGGAGUACAAGGAGGCUUUCACAAUCAUUGAUCAGAACAGAGACGGUAUCAUCAGCAAAGACGACCUUAGGGACGUGUUGGCCUCAUUGGGCCAGCUGAAUGUGAAGAAUGAGGAGCUUGAGGCCAUGAUCAAGGAGGCCAGCGGUCCAAUCAACUUCACCGUUUUCCUCACCAUGUUCGGAGAGAAGCUGAAGGGUGCUGACCCCGAGGACGUCAUCGUGUCCGCAUUCAAGGUGCUGGACCCCGAGGCUACAGGCUCCAUCAAGAAGGAAUUCCUUGAGGAGCUCCUGUCCACUCAGUGCGACAGGUUCUCCGCAGAGGAGAUGAAGAAUCUGUGGGCCGCCUUCCCCCCAGAUGUGGCUGGCAAUGUUGACUACAAGAACAUCUGCUACGUCAUCACACACGGAGAGGAGAAGGAGGAGUAAAAGGCAGAGGAGAAAAGAAAAAUGAAGAGAUGAAUACGCAUCCCUCGCUGCUUUACACUCCUAGUCCGUUCCUUGUCCUCCUUCUCACUUUGUGUUACUUCCUAAUCUUUCUUUCCAUCAUAUGUGUUACUCAAGCACUUACGCUCUCUAUCUCUCCCGAAUUCUGCUCUCAUUCAAAAUCAAAGACUUGUCUCACUGAGACUCAAUUGGGAGGGUGGAGAGACUGAUGACCACAGUGUCUGUCAGUGGGGACAUGGAAUUGUUUCAAUAAAACAUUUUAACAUCAUUUCCAUAGCUCUCACAUACUCUCUCUCUCUCUCUCUCUCUCUCUUUCUCACGUAUUACCAUGACCAUCCCGUCUAAAGCAUGCAUAGAUGUUGCAACAUCUGCUGUUAAUUUGAGGUUGGAACUGAAUAUAGCUCCUUUCUUUGGCUGAAACAGCCAAAUCUGAAAGAAUUUUGCAAGCCCACUCUCGGGAAGAAGCAAGGUUGAUGUGAUCUCACUCUAUAAUAGAGGAGCCUAUCACAACUCUUCCACCGCUAGUUGACUGCAACAGAGAACUAACAGAGAAAAAAGGAGUACGUGAGGUUUGUACAGAGAGAUCUUGAUAUCCUAAAAGUGAUACCAAGUUAUCAUGGAGGGAGUUAAGAAAGGCAGGCCGUCCAAGGAAGAGGAGAGCGAGGACUGAAAGAAAACAAAUCUUCUUUACUCCCCCUCUCCCCUCCUCUUCCAUAUUGCUAUGUCCAUGUCUUUUUUUAAUUUACCCACUAUUUGCUUUCUGCAUCUGGGCCUGCUUUGCCUUGUCAAACACUCUUCUGUAACCAAUAAAAAUACACAAACUGUGAAUAAAACAUCUAUCUUUUGUA
Messenger RNA from Triplophysa dalaica, 1479 nucleotides. It is a transcript of the gene mylpfa, whose product is annotated as myosin light chain, phosphorylatable, fast skeletal muscle a. Gene Ontology annotation, cellular component: cytoplasm. The record is from RefSeq and is a predicted model, not a curated record. The coding region runs from base 104 to 613 and encodes 169 amino acids. Gene Ontology annotation, molecular function: calcium ion binding. Gene Ontology annotation, biological process: skeletal muscle tissue development. The transcript has 7 exons. Lineage: Eukaryota; Metazoa; Chordata; Actinopteri; Cypriniformes; Nemacheilidae.